Messenger RNA from Dermacentor andersoni, 1505 nucleotides. RefSeq lists its product as uncharacterized. The record is from RefSeq and is a predicted model, not a curated record. Lineage: Eukaryota; Metazoa; Arthropoda; Arachnida; Ixodida; Ixodidae.
AUGGUGGCGGUGGUGUCGGAGGCCGAACGGGAGGAAGCGCUACGCCGCGCGAGGGAAGGACCCUUCCGCCACGACGGACAGGGAUACUCGGCGGAGGUCGUGGAGACGAGCCCAGACACGGGCGAAACCGUCAAGCACACCCUGCAUCCACAGCCGCAGCAGCCGCAGCAGCCGCAGCCGCAACCGCAGCCGCAACAGCCGCAGCAGCAGCCCGACCCGUUCUGCUUUCGCAGUUCCUGCUGUUGGUGCAUCGCGACAAUUUUAUCGGCGAAAGUGGCAUGUAGGGCCAGUGGUGAACGUGUCUUGCCAAGAGAAAGGCUUUGCGGGUUUGGCUCCAACUGUGCAAUUCGACUGGCUAACGCAGCGCACGACCUGCAAGCCGACGAAAGACCCGAGUCGAUCCCAGCGUCGGAGCAGCCUUCGCCGUCGGAGGCACCGUCGUCCCCCGCAGCGCCGACGGUCGAGUCCCCGGCCGAGUCAAGCCCGGGACCCGCGUCGCCUUCUCCGCCUCCGGUGGAUGAGUCGCCGGCUGAGGUCGAAGUUGCCGCCGUGGCCGCAACGGCGUCCGCGUCCUUGGUCGCGUCUCCAGCGCCGGGCUACGCGUCGUCGGGCGGCAGCACCAGCAGCAGCAGCAUCAGCACCGUCGGCGGCAGGCCACACGCCAGGAAGCACGGCCAUUACAGGCGCCACCACCACCGCCAGAGGGCGGGCCAGGCCGCCGGCGACGGCCACCACAAGCGCGUGUUGAUCGAUGAAGCAGCCGUGGGACACGAAAAGGGCAAGGGCAGCGUGAAGCACAGGCGGCGUACCCGCCGUCGAGGACGACCUCCGGCACCGUCGGUCGCCGACGUGCUGGUCAUCCUGUGCGGGUUCGUCAUCACGCUCGUCGUGCUCACCGGACUGGCCGCCUCCACGCGGCACCUGUUCAAGCAGAAGAGCCAGUUAGUCGUUCACCUCCAUCGAAUCAACCAACAGGGGAGGCUCAACGCUGACAGCUUCGCUCCCCCGACCUUGGUGUGCGGCGUGUCCCGACUGUCCGGCAUGGCGGAGCUGUCCGGUAUCUGCUCGCACAUCAUCUACACGGGCGACAUGGACAUAUUCAGCGACGGCGUCGAGUACACGCUCCUGCCUGCCGACGCGGCGAAUUUCGAGGCCUUCCGCAAGCUGGGCAGCCCCGGUUCGCUGGUGCCUCAGCUGCUGACCUCGCUUCCGCUGGCACCCCUGUGGGAGCGGCUGCCGGACCACGUGCGCUGGCACCGCUUCGGUCGCAGCAUGGCGCGCUUGAUAAACAACGCCAGCUUACACGGCAUCGAGGUGCGCCUGUCGCCCUCCCUCGCGCUCAACGAGGACAUCCUAUACAGGCUGCAAGUGUCCUGCCAGGCAAGUGUGCCUCGCCGCGUCGAAGACAAGUCCCCGUGUCGAAACGUUAGGUCCGAUCUCAGGCAUUCCUGCAGGCUUAACAAGAGGUCAUAUUAGUCUGGACAAAUGAAGGAAGUGCCUCCUUU